UGAAGAUGGCGCCAGUGUUUCUGUUUUCAUGCAUUUCUGUCCAUCUAAAACAAUUUUCAUCUAAAUUACCGUGUUUUCACUAGAUAUUUUGCAAAUUCCUGAAAAAUGGGUUUAGGAAUUUUGCAGUUUGCACGAAAAUAUAGUUCCACUAAAUGUGUCACCUAUUUUACCACACCGAUCUACUAUGUGAAUGCAGAGCCUCACAUUGGCCAUUUAUACAGCUCGGUAAUAGCGGACGCUUCAAAGAGAUGGACGCAGAUUCUUCACAGAGACGCCAAAGUAAUGUUAUCGACUGGUACCGAUGAACAUGGCACAAAAAUUCAACGUGCUGCCAAAGUGCAUCAAACCACAUUAAGUGGAUAUUGCGACAAAAUAUCUUCUCAAUACAGAAAACUGUCUGAUGAAUUCAACGUGGAUUACACCGAUUUUAUUCGAACCACUCAGGACAGGCACAAGGAAACUGUACAGAACUUUUGGAAUGUUUUGGCUGAAAAAGGCCUAAUUUACAAAUCAACUUACCAAGGCUGGUAUUGUGUCCCGGAUGAAACGUUUCUGAGCGAUUCCCAGCUGAACGAAGUUGAACGAGAUGGACAAAAACUGUUGGUGUCCGCAGAAAGCGGACACCCAGUAGAGUGGAGCGAAGAACCCAAUUAUAUUUUCAGGCUCAGCGCCUUUAAAGAUGACUUGAUCUACUGGUUGAAGAAGAACGAAAAGGCGGUAGUUCCUCACAAGUUUCACAAAAUUUUGCUGGACAUCAUCCACUCAGACAAUGCUCUGGAUGAUAUUUCAGUUUCCAGGCCAUCUUCAAGGGUUCACUGGGGCAUUCCUGUUCCAAAUGAUCCAGACCAAACGGUUUAUGUUUGGCUUGACGCUCUGGUUAACUAUCUAACAGUUGCAGGAUAUUCGCAGAAUCCAACUGAUAAAUUUCCACAGGUUUGGCCGCCAGAUGUUCAAGUGAUUGGAAAGGAUAUUUUAAAGUUUCACGGGGUGUAUUGGCCAGCUUUUCUCAUGGCUGCCGGCUUGGAGCCGCCUCGAUGCCUUCUGUGCCAUUCCCAUUGGACAGUUGAUAGCGAAAAAAUGUCCAAAUCAAAAGGAAACGUUGUGAAUCCAAUGGAGAAAUCGGAUGUUUUUACUGCCGAUGGUUUAAGAUAUUUUCUGCUGCGCGAAGGUGUUAACCACAGCGAUGGCAAUUAUGGCAAUAAAAAGGUGAUUCAACUGCUGAACGCGGAAUUAGCGGACACUUUGGGCAAUUUAUUGAGCAGAUGUUGCGGCAAGGCCCUCAACCCCGAUCAAGUAUUUCCCAAAAUGCACCCUCAAAGCUUUAGCAAAAUUUCGUCAAUGCAAGCCACCAGUAUACUCUUGAAGAACGUUGAACUACUCCCGACCGUUUGCCAGCAACAUUACUCGGAUUUCAACUUCUACAAGGCAGCUGAUGCAGUAAUAGCCGCGCUGCAUGCAGCCAAUGUGUUCUUUGAUACUCUCAAGCCAUGGGAGUUGAGGAAAAGCGACAGCACAAUCGACGAACUUCACGUAGUUUUACAUCUUUGCUUCGAAACGCUUCGAACUGCAGGCAUUCUACUGCAACCCUUAAUGCCCAACAUCAGUGAUAGUGUACUAAACAAGCUAAACGUGCCUAGAAGCGACAGGUUUUUCGAUAAUUUGCAGCAGUUUUCUUGGCAGGAUGAGCGUUUUCAAACUAGGCCUUUGGGGGCUGAAGGAAGCAUUUUGUUUAAAAGAAUUCUUUUGGAUGUUGCAAAAAACAAAGCCGCAAGUCACAAGUGAAAAUACUGCGUUAGUUUCUAUGAAACUUUGAAAAACGUUUCUUCUUUCUUUUGUUUGUUGAACAAGUACAACUAUAGGUACUUUUUGUAAAUACACUUUGAUGUUUCCCAGUA
Molecule: messenger RNA, 1895 nt
Organism: Dendroctonus ponderosae (mountain pine beetle)
Lineage: Eukaryota; Metazoa; Arthropoda; Insecta; Coleoptera; Curculionidae
Gene: MetRS-m
Product: methionine--tRNA ligase, mitochondrial
Exons: 7
Coding region: 106-1782 (558 amino acids)
Biological process (GO): methionyl-tRNA aminoacylation
Molecular function (GO): methionine-tRNA ligase activity; ATP binding
Source: RefSeq, a predicted model, not a curated record